AAGGUAGGGGCACCGAUGGUGAGAGGAGGAGCGGAGGAUGUCGUAUGGGAUUAAUGGACACACUGUGCAGGAGGAGGGAGGGGAGAUGGGCUUCUCCACGGAGGCGCGCGGUGGUGGUGCUGGUGCUGGUGGUGGGGGGUGACUGGGGGAGACCACUGUGGCAGGGGAGAGGGAGAGGAGUGGCAGGGAGGGAGGACGCCGAGUGUUUUUUUUUCUCUCGCCGUGGUGGUGACACACUGCUAGUCUGCAGAGAGACGGAGGGAGCGGGGAAAGAGGGGGGGGAGGACAGACGGGUGAAAAGCAAGACGGGGCCCAUCUUGCCAUUGAUCUUGAGGCGAUCAAGCGGAGUCGACAAGCUGAGAAGUAUUCAAGGAUGGAUCCCGGCAUACCACACCUGGAGUUUUGACAUCUGGACCUCUCAGAUGAGCCAAUCAUAUCUAACACCUCUCCCCAUGCAGAAUGUGGAUCCGACCGCCCGCUCAGACAUUGGGAAGCUGAUCUGAGACGGGAGAGACUCCGUGCAAAUCCUCCCACAGGCUGGAUCUGGAUUAUUGAUUGUUGCAUUCAUGUGGGAUCAGGUUUACGACUGGGAAAUGUCAUGCGAACAAUUCUCCAAGUCGGAUAAACAUUUAAGAAAACUUGCAGUGACGUCCCAUUGGCCCGUCUGGCCAAAGCAAGACGACAUGAAGGGGGACAUAUUUUUUCCCAGAAACUCGUAGUUUACGCUAACAUGGAGUGAGAAUAUUCAUCUAGAUUUUUCUUUUCUUCCGCCUUUGGCUUUUUGGGAAAAUAAAAAACGACAACAGAUCAAAACGAAGGCCGUCCACCUCAGACUGAACCUGGAAUCUCUGAGGGGCAUUUAAAUGCACCGUUAGCAUUUAACGGCAGGUUGGACACCUGGUUUCAGCCCUCUGGAGACGGAGGUGUGGAGAGAGCGCGAGCGAGGUGGUUGGCUGGCCGAGUCAGCUCCGAUGGGGGCCGGUUGUGACCCGGUCUGACCCCCGGUUUGACCUUGCAGUGACCUUUGACCUCUCCGGUCCUGGCUCUCCACCUGCUCUGCUGCCUGGGUUCCGGAACGCUCCGCCCUGGGGCCCAGAACGAGCCAAUCAGGAUGAAGAAGAGCCGCAGUGUGCUGUCUGUGACUGGAGAAGAGGGUAAAGACUCAGAUAUAGCAGGUGCUGGGGAGAAGGCGGAGUCGUCGCGCUACAGUCGAUCUUAUACGUCCGGAGCCACACUUGGGGCUGAGCUACGCAGAGGGAGGAGCAGAAGACUCUCAUCGAGUCUCCAGGUACCCUGCUGGCUCCGCCCUCGAGACCGCACGCGUUCACCUGAGGUCCUGAGCAACGUAUCGCGUCCAACAACCCUUCCCCUCCUCAUCCCGCCACGCAUCUCCAUCACACAAGCAGACGCUGACAGUUACGAAGCAGAAAAUGGCGUGUCACCAGGUCACACCCCUCUGGGUUCUCAGAGUCCAGGCCUCACCCUGCACACCUCCUUUCCCCAGGGUCAGAGAAGGGAGUCCUUCCUCUACCGUUCAGACUCGGACUACGACAUGUCGCCCAAGACGGUCUCACGUAACUCGUCCCUCGCCAGCGAAGGGCAGCACACAGGAGAGGACUUCAUCGUCACGCCUUUUGCUCAAGUAUUGGCCAGUCUGCGAUCAGUGCGGAGCAACUUCACCAUUCUUGCCAACGUCUCCACAACACCAGUCCAGAGGUCUCCUCUGAUUGGAGUGUGCGUCAGUCCCAGGGCGUCUCUAUCAGACCAGGAGUACCAGCAGCUCGCCCUGGACACUCUGGAGGAGCUGGACUGGUGCCUGGACCAGCUGGAGACCAUUCAGACACACCGCUCUGUCAGCGAAAUGGCCUCCAACAAGUUCAAGAGGAUGCUGAACAGAGAGCUGUCCCACCUGUCAGAGAUGAGUCGCUCAGGCAACCAGGUGUCUGAAUACAUCUCCAGCACCUUCAUGGACAAGCAGAACGACGUGGAAAUCCCGUCUCCCACCCUGAAAGACAAAUCUAUGAGUCACAUCAGCGGAGUGAAGAAACUGUCUCACAGCUCCAGCCUCUCCAGCUCCUCCAUGCCUCGCUUCGGUGUCAACACGGACCACGAGGACGAGCUCGCCAAGGAGUUGGAGGAUCUGGACAAAUGGAGUUUCAACGUAUUCAGAUUAGCAGAAUUCUCCAACAACAGGCCUCUAAGCUGCAUCAUGUACACCAUCUUCCAGGAGCGAGAGCUGUUGAAGACGUUUCGUAUCCCAGUCGACACCUUUGUCACUUAUGUGAUGACUCUGGAGGACCAUUAUCAUGGAAAUGUAGCGUACCACAACAGCCUCCAUGCUGCGGAUGUCACCCAGUCCAUUCACGUCCUCCUGUCCACACCUGCUCUUGAUGCCGUCUUCACCGACCUGGAGAUCCUCGCUGCUCUGUUCGCUGCAGCGAUCCACGAUGUAGACCACCCCGGGGUUUCCAAUCAGUUCCUCAUCAACACUAACUCUGAGCUGGCCCUCAUGUAUAACGAUGAGUCCGUUUUGGAGAACCACCACCUCGCUGUGGGCUUCAAGCUUCUGCACCAGGAACACUGUGACAUCUUCCAGAACCUCACCAAGCGACAACGUCAGAGCCUUCGCAAGCUCGUCAUCGAUAUGGUGUUGGCCACAGACAUGUCCAAACACAUGACCCUCCUGGCUGAUCUGAAGACCAUGGUGGAGACCAAGAAGGUGACCAGCUCCGGUGUGCUGCUCCUGGACAACUACACAGAACGGAUACAGGUGCUGAGGAACAUGGUGCACUGUGCAGACCUGAGCAACCCCACCAAGACGCUGCCUAUAUACAGACAGUGGACGGAGAGGAUCAUGGAGGAGUUCUUCCGACAGGGUGACAAGGAGCGAGAGAGAGGGAUGGAGAUCAGUGCCAUGUGUGACAAACACACCGCCUCCGUGGAGAAGAGCCAGGUGGGUUUCAUCGACUACAUCGUCCACCCGCUGUGGGAGACGUGGGCUGACCUGGUGCACCCAGACGCCCAGGAGCUGCUGGACACGCUGGAGGAGAACAGGGAGUGGUAUCUGAACACCAUGCCCCAGUCCCCAUCACCUCCCCCGGACAGACACCUGCAGCAUGACCACUUCCAGUUCGAACUCAGCCUGGAGGACCUGGAGCACAACAACCACAACCACAUACACCUGAGGAGCAACGGCAGGAUGAGCGCCUGUGAUGACGCGGGUGCAGACCGUACGCAGGACGAUGUAGAAACUGAGAAAGAAGACGAGGAGAAUCACAACAGCGAACAGAAUGGAGUCCAAGACGAGGAGGAGGAAGAGGAGGAGACUGGAGAAAGAGAGGGCGAAGAAGAAGAAGAAGAGGAGGAGGAGGAGAAGGAGAACGUAGAGGAGGAGGAGGAACAUGCAGAGGAAGUAGAAGAAGACCGCGAAGGAAAAACAGAUGAAGUGAACGAUGCAGAGGAGGAAGAGGAGACUAAAGAAGAGGAGGAAGAGAAUGAGCAACAUCAGGAAGGAGAUCAAGAGCAGGAAGAAGAAUUGGAAGGCAAGGACGCUGCAGAAAAUGAGGAGGCGCAGACUGAGGAAGGUGAAGGUGAGGAAACUUUGGAAAAGGUAGAAGAGGAAUUUGAAAAUGAGGAGGCAGAAGUGGAGGGAAGGAUGGAGGAGGAGGAAGAAGAAGAAGAAGAAGAAGAGGAGGCAACAAAGACUGAGGAAGGUGAAGGUGAGGAAACUUUGGAAAAGGUAGAAGAGGCAGAAGUGGAGGGAAGGAUGGAGGAGGAGGAAGAAGAAGAAGAAGAAGAGGAGGCGGCAACAAAGACUGAGGAAGGUGAAGGUGAGGAAACUUUGGAAAAGGUAGAAGAGGAAUUCGAAAAUGAGGAGGCAGAAGUGGAGGAAAAAGAGGAGGGAAGGAUGGAGGAGGAAGAAGAAGAGGAGGCGGCAACAAAGACUGAGGAAAACUUAGAACAAGAGGAAGGUGAGACAGAGGAGAAAGUGGAGGAGGAAGCAGAAAUGGAGGACAAAGCUGAGGAGGAGGUCGGAGAAACAGAAGAUAUCGAAGAGGAGAAAGGAGAGUCGGAAGAAGCAGAAGAGGAGGAGGCGCCUGUUGAGGAUGAAGCUGCAGAGGAGGAGGAAGAGGAAUGUUAAUUGGGUGUAAAAACAUACCUUAACAGGGUCAGGGGAGGAUGGAGAGUUGAAGGCUCAACUGCAGAUGUCUUAAACAAACUUGACAGCUCCCAGACGGAAAAGUACAGCACCGGAGCGUACGCCUUCCUGAUUGUUGCAGCGUCUUAAUCAACUGGUAGUGAUAGAAAGAGUUUUGCGUCUUCAUCACAGAGUAUCUGUACAUCCAUCACUGCCGUAGGGAAUAAAACGGAGGAUAAUAAAAGUGGGGAAACUGUUUUAUCGGCCUUUUGUAGCUCCUGAAAAAAAACUGAAAGGCAUACAUGCAAUUAAGUGCGAUCUCAUGGGCUACUACCCAUCGUCUCUCUUUCACCGUCUUGUUUAUUAGGAACACAAUGACCAACAACUGUUAAAAGAAUGUCAACUUCCUCUGUUUGUCAGAAAAGAGAAAAAAAGUCUGGAAAAUGUCUGUCGUCUUACAUUUACAACAAAAACUUUCCACUUGUGAACAGGAUGCUGAGAACAACAUUGGGCUCUGGUCUAGGAACAGUUUAACCUCCUCGCAUACUAACCUUAAAGCAGAAAUGCUGGGUUCUGAAUGAUAUCUGGACCAUUAUGUCAAGGUGGAAACAUUUGCAGUCCAACUCAAAAGGCUGACCUGUCGUAUGUGUCGAUGUCUGUUCAUGUUUUUAAAAAAAACACACCCAGUAUUCAUCCCGUAACGACAGUUUCACCGCUACCAGACUGUGAGUUUGAUUUCCGGGUGAAUCGUGCCAAACUUUGACCCACAACCAGCACUGAGCAAUUCAGCCUUCCUCCAAACAAGGCUACGUGUCCGUUAAGCAAUGCACUGUGGGACCCCAGGGUACAUGGGUGUGAUGGUCUUCCACAAAUCCCUUUUGUUGUUUUUUUUUGUUUUUGUAAAAAUGUAAUUUGGCACUUUAUCUAACACCCCUGUUUCAUAUGUGUACAUAAUAAACAUGUAUUUUAAUCUGCUGAUGUCAUAUAAUAAAUAUGAUCAAUGAA
Molecule: messenger RNA, 5143 nt
Organism: Anarrhichthys ocellatus (wolf-eel)
Lineage: Eukaryota; Metazoa; Chordata; Actinopteri; Perciformes; Anarhichadidae
Product: cAMP-specific 3',5'-cyclic phosphodiesterase 4C-like
Exons: 17
Coding region: 1112-4141 (1009 amino acids)
Biological process (GO): signal transduction
Molecular function (GO): 3',5'-cyclic-nucleotide phosphodiesterase activity
Source: RefSeq, a predicted model, not a curated record